This is a messenger RNA of Diversispora eburnea, 771 nucleotides long. The record is from the annotation of a GenBank genome assembly. NCBI's taxonomy places the organism in Eukaryota, Fungi, Glomeromycota, Glomeromycetes, Diversisporales, Diversisporaceae.
AUGACAUGCUUUAUUUGGUUUGGAAAUUACUUCAAUGGAGCAUUAGUUCACGAAAACAAUAAUUAUCAACCAAAUAAUCGUUUCAAGAAAUUCUGUCGUCAAGUGAUUUCCGCUGGCCCAUUCUCUCAAUCGGAAAUUCUAUUAGCUUUAUUAUACCUUCUCAAAUUUAAAAUGAAACAACAUCGCCCUAGUAUAAUUCUCCAAGUUCCUACAAUUCCCACAAUUAACACAGUUUUUAUAAUUCCUACAAUUUCCACAAUUAACACAGUUCCUAAAAUUCCCACAAUUCCUACAAUUCCUACCACAACUCUUACAGCGAAAAGUAAUCAUCAUCAUUAUAAUGGCUUAAAAAUAGAAUAUCAAGUAUUUGCAUGUUCUCUAAUGUUGGCCAGUAAAUUUUGGGUUGAUAAUACUUAUGCCAAUAAAGUCUGGUCAAAGACUUUAAAUAUUCCCGUUUCUAAAUUAAAUUUAAUGGAAAUGGAAUUUUUAAAAACUUUAGAUUAUCAAUUAUAUGUUUCCGAACAUAAAUAUCUUGAGUGGAUUAAUUUUUUAACAAAUUAUGUCGUUACUCAUAUUUCUCCGAGUAGUAAUUCACGAAAUAAUUAUCGAAGUUCUCAAAAUAAUAACCAACUUGAACUAUUACGACACAAAAAAAGGACUAUUACGAACGCCUUUGAUGAUGAGAUGAUAAUGGCUCUUUCCAAAAGACCUAAUUAUUGCCAGCAGAAUCAAAAGACUAAAUUGCCAACGAAACAACAUUAUAAAUCAUGA